UUUUUUUUUUACACCGCCCCCCCCACAAAAAAACUGUAAAGAUGCAAAAACGUAAUAUUCAUGAAGAUCCUAUUACCUAGGAAGAUUUUGAUGUUUUGCUGCAAAUGCGGUGUUGGGAUUUAUUUGUUCUUGGAGUGUUCUGCGUGGCUGGCAAAGAAUAAUGUUCCAAAAUCGGUCCAUCUCCCAAGGGGUCCAAUUUUUCUUCCUGGGUGUCAGCGAGCCCUGACUCACUACAGUGCAGCUGACAGGGGCUGUCAUGCAAGUGGCCCCCUAAGCCAAAGCAAAGACCUAAGGACGACCUUUGAACAAUACAAAGGAUGGGUUUCAAUGUAAUUAGGCUACUGAGCGGAUCAGCUGUAGCACUCGUUAUAGCCCCCACUGUCUUACUGACAAUGCUUUCUUCUGCCGAACGAGGAUGCCCUAAGGGCUGUAGGUGUGAAGGCAAAAUGGUAUAUUGUGAAUCUCAGAAAUUACAGGAGAUACCCUCAAGUAUAUCUGCUGGUUGCUUAGGUUUGUCCCUUCGCUAUAACAGCCUUCAAAAACUUAAGUAUAAUCAAUUUAAAGGGCUCAACCAGCUCACCUGGCUGUACCUUGACCAUAACCACAUCAGCAAUAUUGAUGAGAAUGCUUUUAAUGGAAUACGCAGACUCAAAGAGUUGAUUCUGAGUUCCAACAGAAUCUCCUAUUUUCUCAACAAUACCUUCAGACCUGUGACAAAUUUACGGAACUUGGAUCUGUCCUAUAAUCAGCUGCAUUCUCUGGGAUCUGAACAGUUUCGGGGUCUGCGAAAGCUGCUGAGUUUACAUUUACGAUCUAAUUCCCUGAGAAACAUCCCCGUGCGAAUAUUCCAAGACUGCCGCAACCUGGAACUUUUGGACCUGGGAUAUAACCGGAUCCGAAGUUUAGCCAGGAAUGUCUUUGCAGGCAUGAUCAGACUCAAAGAACUUCACCUGGAGCACAAUCAAUUUUCUAAGCUCAAUCUGGCCCUUUUUCCAAGGUUGGUGAGCCUUCAGAACCUUUACUUGCAGUGGAAUAAAAUCAGUGUCAUAGGACAGACCAUGUCCUGGACCUGGAGUUCAUUACAAAGGCUUGAUUUAUCAGGCAAUGAGAUCGAAGCUUUUAGUGGACCUAGUGUUUUCCAGUGUGUCCCAAAUCUGCAGCGCCUCAACCUGGAUUCCAACAAGCUCACAUUUAUUGGUCAAGAGAUUUUGGAUUCUUGGAUAUCCCUCAAUGACAUCAGUCUUGCCGGGAAUAUAUGGGAAUGCAGCAGAAAUAUUUGUUCCCUGGUAAACUGGCUGAAAAAUUUUAAAGGACUGAGGGAGAAUACAAUUAUCUGUGCCAGUCCCAAAGAGCUGCAAGGAGUAAAUGUUAUCGAUGCAGUGAAGAACUACAGCAUCUGUGGCAAAAGUACCACGGAGAGGUUUGAUCUGGCCAGGGCUCUCCCAAAGCCGACAUUUAAGCCCAAGCUCCCCAGGCCGAAGCAUGAGAGCAAACCCCCUUUGCCCCCCACAGUGGGAGCCACGGAGCCUGGCCCAGAGACCGAUGCUGACACUGAGCACAUCUCUUUCCAUAAAAUCAUCGCAGGGAGCGUGGCCCUUUUCCUGUCUGUGCUCGUCAUCCUUCUUGUUAUCUAUGUGUCGUGGAAGCGGUACCCUGCCAGCAUGAAGCAGCUGCAGCAGCGCUCCCUCAUGCGAAGGCACAGGAAAAAGAAAAGACAGUCCCUAAAGCAAAUGACUCCCAGCACGCAGGAAUUUUAUGUAGAUUAUAAACCCACCAACACGGAGACCAGCGAGAUGCUGCUGAAUGGGACGGGACCCUGCACCUAUAACAAAUCGGGCUCCAGGGAGUGUGAGAUACCUUUAUCAAUGAAUGUGUCAACUUUUCUGGCAUACGACCAGCCCACGAUAAGUUACUGUGGGGUGCAUCAUGAACUUCUCUCUCAUAAAUCCUUUGAAACGAAUGCACAGGAAGAUACGAUGGAAACACACCUAGAGACUGAGCUGGACCUGAGCACAAUCACAACAGCUGGCCGAAUCAGUGACCAUAAACAGCAGCUGGCUUAACUGAGCUAAUUGGUAACCAUGGGUUGCCAUCAAACUUUGUAACCUCAAGGACAAAAUGAGGAGGAUUUGUUCAUUGUGGACUCUAAAAACAAAAGAAAACAAUCCCCUGUUAAAAUAAACAAAAAUCCAAGAUUGAUUCAUGAAAUAAAGAAGACAUGAAUUGUUUCAACUCUACACUUUAUAAUUAGCUAAGUUGUGCAGUAUUUUUUUGACUUAGAGUAUGACCCUGAAAAAAAAAUCUUUUUUCUCAAAACUCAUCCUACCUACCUGUAAAAACUGUACAGAGCUAAUGUAUUUUUCAUAUUGUAAAGUUUCAAUUAUAGAAACAACUCGUAUGUACAGUACCAUAAUUUAAUUACAUUUUACUUUACACACUUUAUGUAUUUCAGUUUCUAAAAUUUUAAAUUAACAAAAAUUAUUUCUUGUGUUAUUCAGAGUUACUCAGUUUUGUAGGGACUGUUUUGUUACUGCUUUUGUGCCCAGAAACCUUGACUCUCAAAUUAUGUGCUGUGCAAAACAUGCACGAUUUUUAUCAUGCUUACUGUGUAGAAUUUUAUCUACUUGGUCCAGAAAUAAUACAUUAACCAAAAAGGGUUUGUUGAGACUUAUAAGAAGUUCUUCAAUUACAUAGACAGGUCUUUCUUAUAAACGAAAAAAAUCAAAGAUUUUUUAACACUUCUCAGACUUAACUGUUGCCUUGAAUUACAGCCUAGUUUCUAAGCAGUGAAAUGUAAUGAUAAAGAGGGAUAUUUUAACAACGUAUUUCUGAAUGAAUGACUCAUUAUUUCAUUCUUUUGAGUAACCCAUUGUUAAGGGUGGGGGGAAGCAUGGACAAAACAUCACUGGAAACAAAGGCCGUAACCACAGCAACAGAGUUUGAUAUACUUAAAAGGUGCAGCUGCCAGUGACAAAGAAAAACUCUGUUGCAUCUCAUUACUUCAGGCCAAGGUGGGAGAAUAAAGCAUAAUAAUUGUACAGUAGUAAUUUCUCUUAAUUAACCCAACAUGGUUUACCUAAAAAUAACCAUCAGUGCAAAAUGUGCCUGGUUUUAAGACAAUUUCCCAUUUAGAAUGGUGAGGCUAUAUUUUAGCAACAUCUCAAAGGAAAUAUAUGAAAAUUUUCACUUCGUGUGCUACAUCAAUUUUCUCCUGGGAGAGAACUCUUAAAACAUCUACAGCUGAUUCAAUACAGAUAUGAGCCAUGGUGGAACUUUAUCAUGCAAGUAGACUGUAAACAUCCUUAAUAUGUUCUAAAUUGUUUAUAUUGCUAUCCAUAAUGAGAUUCACCUCCAAAUUAUCUGAAAAAUAAUCCAGAGUAAUUUGAAACCACCCCAGAUCAUAUAUGGAUUAUCCAAUUGUAUUAUAAAGUUAAUUCAAUCAAAUUAUGAAAACCUGACUUUUCAGAGGCUGAAAUAAUCAACUUGUUUGUUGUUUGCUUGACACAGGUUACUGUUUGAAAAUAUUGUUAUUUUAUCUAUGGUAUUCACACAUUCUUUUGUGUUUUUUUUUAAAUAUAAAACUGCAAGUUUCAAUUGCUGUUACACUAGAAGUGCUUUUUUUAUGUUGUCAUUUUUAAUUCAUGACAUCAAAAAUAGGUUGAGAGUAUGUCAAUCUAAUAGGGAUCAAACACAGUCAAAAACAAUGAAGAAAAGAAUUUGUGAAAACCAAUGUCAAACUUUCAAUUUUUUAUUUCUUCCAAAGAAAAUCAAAAGUGUAGUUUUAUGCAGGUUUAUCAUGGCAAAUUUAAGAACAGGUUCAAAGAGAAUGGAUUAAAAAAAUCAAGAGCAAAUUUUUGUUGAAAAUAUACUGUCAGAAGGGAAAAAAACGAAAUGUUGGAAGAGCAAACUCUUACUAAUUUAAAUGAAACUAAAUGUCACAGUACUUGUAUCAACUAUCUAGCAUUCCAGAUUUUGUAACAUAUUUUGCAUAAAUGAUUUGCUAUUCAGAAAAUUGUCAUUUUUAGUUUAAUUUUAAUCUCUUUUUUCCAAUUUCUAAUUUCCUUGCACUGUAUUAUUGUCAGAGUAUUCUUAAUCCUCUACACUGAUAUUUUGCUUUGCAGUUAGCAAAUCUAUAGAGGGUUAAUUAUAAAUCUAUUAUGUGUGGAUCUGAAAUCUGAUGCAAAAUUUUAUUUAUUAUGUAAACCAAAUGUCAUUUGCAAUUUUUUCUCAUAGAAGUUGUCCUUGCAAAGAUUCAAAUAUCUUUUAAUUUGUGUAAAUAAGCAUUUUAUAUCUUCUCUUUCCAGACAUUUUCAAACUGACAAAUGAUUUUUAGAAAUUUUAAAGGUUCCAGGGAGCCUCACAAAUAUAUGCCCUUUAUUUCCUGAAGCAAACUGCUUUCUUUCUUAAACAUUUUAAGUUCAUCUGAAGUGAACAACUAUAAAUAGAAGCAGUCACCUUGGAACCAGGUGCAUGGGAGGUCUUAGCUCUGUGCAUCGGAGGACUUAUUACGUACAUUAAGAGCCAAAUAAACUAAGAAUUUUGGUAUUUGUCAUAUUUGAAAUUAAACCCAAAGGAUCUUUAACAGGAAAAAGAAAAAAAAAAGAUGCUAAGUUACUUGUUUGCUUAAUUUUUAUUCUGCCAUGUCCUGGGGUGUGGGGGCUUUGGGGAAAUGAAAACCUGCUAGAGGAGACUGUCUCUGGAAUCUUUAGCAUACAUUUGCAAUUUAUAUAUUUGUGUCUAAAAUCCCUAUUUCUAACCUGUCUUUUUCAGAAUUCAGUAAUCUCCCAUUUCCUCUUUCUAACCACCCCAUGUCUUCCUUCCUGUGUACUUCUCACCUUUUUAAACAACUGAAAUGUUUCUAUGUUUGGAGUUGAAAAAUGCAGUUCAGCCCAACAUGGUUACAAUACCAGCGGUAGCUACAGCAAACACAUUUAUGCGGUGUUUUGAAGCUUACAAACCACAUUCCACAUAAAUUAUCUCAUUUUGCCUUCAUAACCAAUCUAUGAAGAUACAUUAAUACCAAAGAAGUUGAGACUUGCCCAAGAACACAGGGUUAAUAAUUGGUGGAGCUGAACUACUCUCAAAAUUCAGACCCUAUUAGUCUUUCCACUAUACUAAAAGCCUUCCCUCUCUGAUCAGGGCCAGAGAAUUUCCAGAUAGUAAAUAGAAUGAAAAAAUGUUUGACAUGUUGUUUAGUAAUCCCCAAUUUAACUCAGUUCCUCUAUCUGUAUAAUAUAUGGGCUAAAUGGACCCUUUCUGUG
This is a messenger RNA of Globicephala melas (long-finned pilot whale), 5261 nucleotides long. It is a transcript of the gene LRRTM3, whose product is annotated as leucine rich repeat transmembrane neuronal 3. Gene Ontology annotation, cellular component: extracellular matrix. Gene Ontology annotation, molecular function: protein binding. The record is from RefSeq and is a predicted model, not a curated record. NCBI's taxonomy places the organism in Eukaryota, Metazoa, Chordata, Mammalia, Artiodactyla, Delphinidae.